This is a messenger RNA of Galendromus occidentalis (western predatory mite), 3708 nucleotides long. RefSeq lists its product as uncharacterized. NCBI's taxonomy places the organism in Eukaryota, Metazoa, Arthropoda, Arachnida, Mesostigmata, Phytoseiidae. The record is from RefSeq and is a predicted model, not a curated record. Bases 1 to 3708 code for a protein of 1235 amino acids. The transcript has 7 exons.
AUGUCUCUUCACAUCGGCCAACAGUUCAGCUCGUAUGACGAGUUUAUGUCGACGAUUCAGGCCUUCCAGGAAGCGACUCGGCAUCGAUUCAUCAAACACUACCAAAAAACCGUGCAAUGGGCAACUCAAAACAACGUCGUUCCUCCGCCUCAGCCAAGACUGAAAUACUACAAACUCAAAAUGAACUGCAGUCGCAAGGAAUCGAAAGCGACGGGCGACUGCGGCACGUGGUUUCGGAUGGGUGUCACAAAAGAUGGCGAAAAACUCGAAAUUGUGGCCCUCGAGCUGAAAGAGUGCGGACCACCAGUCGACGAAACUCCACCCCCUCCACCGAACCACGAUAACAAUCCUACGAUGAGUCCCAUGAUGCAACCUUCGCCCGUGUACUACGAUCAGCAGAUGUACCAGCCGAUGGAGCAAUACCAAGCGCCACCUGCACAAUACGAUAUGGCGACCUACCAGCAGCCGAAUCAGGGUGAUAUGCAACAGGGCUUGCCCUUACCUUCUUUCGGCCACCUGGGAGGUUUUCAGCAACCACCAAUGGUUUACGGCGAAGGAGCUCCGCAACAAUACGCCAGUCCAGUAUACCAACAGCCAAACUACCAGCAGGUGGAUUAUUCGGGCCAACAGAUGUCGGCGUACCCUCCUCAACCGUUGUAUUCUGCUCCCCCGGCUCAUCAUCACGAGCAGAACCUACCCCAAGGCUUGCCCCCGGUCCCAAUGGCGGGACCGGCUCCUCCUCAGAACGCUCAAGCUCUACAGCAAAGCCAUCCGGCCCAGAACCAGCUGCAAGCCCCUCACAUGCCAAGUUUCCCUCAGAACCCACAGAUGUACCAACAACUAGCUCAAGAUCAGCCGCCCCCUCCGCAGCAACAACCGGUGCCGCCACAGCAACAACAAGCGCAAUAUUACGCACCGAUGCCCGAGGUCAUGCCACCGCCUCCUCCAACUCAACACUAUCAGGAGAUGCAGCCUAUGCCGCAAAUGGUGGCGCCGCUUCCAACUGAUUUGAGUAGAGACCAGAUGGCACCGCAGGCUCCGACGCCGAUGCGACCCUCGGUUGUUCAUCAGCACCUCUCCGCUCAAACGAUGAAUCCCUACGUCGAACAGGCCCCGGGUAUGCUCUACACGGAACUGGGGCAAGCUUCGCAACAAAUGUUCGGUACCCAUUUGGAAAAAGCGCUUCUCGACGGAGUACAACACAACGAUAGUAAGCCGAUGAAGCCAGACGGGGAUUCGGCCGUCGGAUCAACUCAGAAACCUCUAAUGUCUUGUCUGGAGUCGAGUCUUCCGGAAGCACCCACCGGUCCCUUACAAUUAACGUCCAUGAAGAAUAAGAAUCACUCGAACGAUCAACACAGCCCUCAGCAGCAACAUACUCAAAUAAUUAAUCUUAAAGAUCUCAGCGCAUCGGCUCCGCCUCAAGUUGGGUCACCCAAUAAGCAGGCAGCAGCGUCAACUUUACAGGCCUUAUUGGGCAGGCCUAGAAGAACUUCAGGAUCUUCAAAUGCCUCACAGCGUAGUCACAACUCUGAUUCAGAUCUAUCUGCCGAAGCUGACGAUAAGGCUCGAGGUCCGGUUCCGGACUUUCACCUGGGAGCACUGUUUCGAUCUUACAAGCAAGCAGAACAGGCCGUCGAGAAAUACGCGUCUCCGAUGGGCUACAGGUUCAGAAAGAUCGGUUCAAUGCUCCUGAAACGCAUCGAAGGCAAAGAGAAGCUGAAAGAGCAAUUUGCGAACGCCAAUGCGGAUCCUGGGAUAAAGUAUUUUGCGCUCAAAUUUCGUUGCGUGCGAUCUCGGCAGCUAACCAUGGUAUCGAACUACGUCAAGAAAAAGCGGGACGACGACGGACAGCUGAUAGAAACUCCACCGGUCGACUCCAACGCGGCGAGAGUAAUCAAAAAUUCUUCUUCUAAUUUUAGGCCCGUCGGAUCGUGCAACGCACGAAUAAGCUUUCAACUGAACAAGCACGGCACUGGCCUGGAGGUGAAACAAUUGGACGAGCAGCACGACCAUCCCCCGGACGACGAGAUCAAGGAUAGAUUCGCCAAGGGCUUAACGACUAAAUUCCGCCCGAAGGCGAGGAAGCAAAGCCAUGCCGUAGAGGCUCCUAAGCCUGAAGAAAAUAGUGUCCAGAGACCUGACGAAGUUAAAGCUCCAGUGAAUGCUCUAGACGAUUCGUUUUUGAAUGAACACCUUCUAUCGGACCAGCCAGAAGUCGAUCUGCUGACGAAUAUUCAAUCGCUCACCGACGAGAUCGAUAAGCUCAGUGAAACAGAUGAGCUUCCCGCCGAUCUGGCUUCGUUGAAAAAUGAAGAUCUAGGCGCAAUCAACGUGAACCCUACCUAUGAUCAAAAAGUGGUUCCUCUCCAGAACGGUGACGCCAUCAUAGGUCGAACUGUUUACGACGAUAAAGAGAGGGGCGUGGCUAUCGUCAAAGCCGAAGGGAAACUAAACGACGACACGCUGAGGAAAGACGCACUAAAAAGGUUGAACGGUCACCGGGAAACCACCGAGGAGCAGGUUGUGCCGAAAGAUCAUUGCAAGACGACAAGCAGCGUAGUUCAGCCGAAGGGUGUCGACGAAAGCGGGAAAAUCGUACCUGAGGUAUUCGAUGACGAGAAAUUCGGGGCCGCGAACGAUGAUAACGCCGACAGCACCAAAGCGGAAUGCUCGUCGCGGGCUCAAAGCAUCCAAGGCGACCUCAGCAAGGACUCGUCACCGGCGAUCGCGGCACCGUCGAACGAAGAAGACGACAAGAAGACGAAACGACUUUUCGAACGUGAAAUUAAGAAGCUCGAAAUCAAUAUGUGUGAAAACGUUGUCACUCCGAACGCGGUGUUUUCGCUAAGGAAAAGAUCUUCGAAGGGAGGAGCAUCGCCAGAGCACACCUCGGGGGUUUCGGCACCCGCUGGUGGAACUGUUAAGAAGCGAAUCCAAGAUGCUGAUCUGAAGAAAGGCGAAGAUGACGACGGCAAGCUCGCAGAGGCUAACAACAACAUCAACUGCAGCAGCAACAACAACACCUGUAGCAGCAGCAGCACCAACCCCAACAAUUACAACGACAGCCUCGAUUGUGAAUCUUUCAGAGAGACAAAUGCAGCUGCUGUCAAGGUGCAGGACAACAGCACCGGAAGCUCCGUUCUUAACAACAGCAACGGAAACGCAGAAACCUCGUCGCGACGACCCUCGAGAAUGCGAACUCGUGGAAAACGUUGCCGAACUACUUCCAACGGUUCGCUUCUCGCGGAUAAGAGCUGCGAGAAAAAUCCGAGAAACUCUCGCGGGAACGGGGAGCAUUACGAGAAGAACCCAGACGUGCGCGCGGCUAAAAGAACCCGCGUGGAAGACAUCACAAAGAGUCAGCACGAAUUACGCGCUUGUAAGGUUUUAGUACAAAUGGCUGAUCUUCCCAAAGAUUUCGAGGUAUAUUGGAGCAAAGAGGACAUAGCUAAACAGCUGCAAGACGCUGACCGGGAAGAAUGUCAAGAUAUUCUCAAGAGUCUCGGAGAGAUAGUGCAAACGAGCGAAGGAGAUACGCUCUCGCAACACAAAGCAUGUUUGACAAGUCUUCUGUACCAUUGGCGCGCCGGGAGACCCGUGACGCUCGCGGUCCCGGAAUCGGCCCCGGUGACGGACUGCAAUGCGGCGCCGGGACCGGCAGCUUCGAUGGCGGUCUCGAGUCCCGCAGCAGCGUCUUCCGUAUAG